GCGAGGGUUGCCUGGGGCUAGGUUACUCAUCCUGGGCUCAGGUAAGAGGGCCUGGGCUGGGAGGCGGCACACCCAGGGGGGACGCCAAGGGAGCAGGACGGAGCCAUGGACCCCGCCAGGAAAGCAGGUGCCCAGGCUGUGAUCCGGACCGCAGGCAGGCUGCUGCUGCUACUGCUGCUUCACGGAGGAGCGCAGGCCCUGGAGUGCUACAGCUGCGUGCAGCAAGCAGAUGACGGAUGCUCCCCGCACAAGAUGAAGACGGUUAAGUGCGCGCCGGGCGUGGACGUCUGCACCGAGGCCGUGGGGGCGGUGGAGACCAUCCACGGACAAUUCUCGGUGGCAGUGCGGGGUUGCGGUUCGGGACUCCCGGGCAAAAAUGACCGCGGCCUGGAUCUUCACGGGCUUCUGGCGUUCAUCCAGCUGCAGCAAUGCUCCCAGGACCGCUGCAACGCCAAGCUCAACCUCACCUCGCGGGGGCUCGACCCGGCAGGUAAUGAGAGUGCAUACGCGCCCAACGGCGUGGAGUGCUACAGCUGCGUGGGGCUGAGCCGCGAGAAGUGCCAGGGUACGGCGCCGCCGGUCGUGAGCUGCUACAACGCUAGCGAUCAUGUCUACAAGGGCUGCUUCGACGGCAACGUCACCUUGACGGCAGCUAAUGUGACCGUGUCCUUGCCAGUCCGGGGCUGUGUCCAGGAUGAGUUCUGUACUCGGGAUGGAGUCACAGGCCCAGGGUUCACGCUCAGUGGCUCCUGCUGCCAGGGGUCCCGCUGUAACUCUGACCUCCGCAACAAGACCUACUUUGCCCCUCGAAUCCCACCACUUGUCCGGAUCCCCCCUCCAGGGGCCACGACUGUGGUCUCAACCAUAUCUGUGGCUUCAACCACGCCAUUCACCACGUCUACCCCGGCCCCAGUGAGACCCACAUCCACCACCAAACCCAUGCCAGCCCCAACCACCCAGCCUUCGAGACAGGGAGUAGAAGAGGCCUCCAGGGAUGAGGAGCCCAGGUUAACUGGAGGUGCCGCUGGCCACCAGGACCGCAGUAAUUCGGGGCAGUAUCCUGCAAAAGGGGAGCCCCAGAAGCCCCAUAAUAAAGGCUGUGCGGUUCCCAUGGCUGGAUUGGCGGCCCUUCUGUUGACCAUGGCUGCGGGUGCCCUGCUGUGAGCUUCCCUACCUGGAAAUUUCCCUCUCACCUACUUCUCUGGCCCUGGGUACCCCUCUUCCCAUCACUUCCUGUUUUCACCACUGGACUGGGCUGGCCCAGCCCCUGUUAUUCCAACAUGCCUCAAUAUCCCCAGCUUCUGCUGCACUGGUUUGCGGCUUCGGGAAAUAAAACUACCAUUGUAUAUAUCCUGCCGGGGUAUUCUAGCUUUUUGAGGACAGCACCUGUAUCUGUCUCAUCCUUGUCUCUCCACUUGGCCUCUUGUGAUGCUACGACAGAGUGAGAGCAGUCAGCUGUCACAGGGAAGGUGGGAGAGGAUGCUGAGCUUCCUACUGCCUUCUGCCUGGACUAUGGAGGGUGGGGUGGGUGGGAGAGUGGCUCCCCCCCAAGCACUGCCUCCCCUCCUGCCCCCAUCUUCGGGGAAUCGGAUCCCCAUCUGUCUUCCUUAUUGGACUGUGAGCUCCUCAGGGCAGGGACCGUGCCUCAUGCCUGUGUGUGAUCAGUUUCUGGCACAUAAAGGCCUCAAUAAAGAUUUAAUUACUUUGUA
This is a messenger RNA of Cebus imitator (Panamanian white-faced capuchin), 1709 nucleotides long. It is a transcript of the gene LYPD3, whose product is annotated as LY6/PLAUR domain containing 3. Gene Ontology annotation, cellular component: plasma membrane. Lineage: Eukaryota; Metazoa; Chordata; Mammalia; Primates; Cebidae. The transcript is spliced from 5 exons. Bases 106 to 1164 code for a protein of 352 amino acids. The record is from RefSeq and is a predicted model, not a curated record.